GCGUGGAAGCGAGUGGAUGUCUCGCGACCGUUCGAACUUUCUGUUACGUCACUCGAUAAUAGCUCCAGAGUGGGAUUCGGUAGAUCGCUGAUAAUAAGUGUCCUCUAAGGGGUGGUUUAUAAAUUGGUUUAGUGGGAUGUUGGUUCGAUGAUAAAGGUGCGAUGGUGCGGCGGCGUGAAGUCAAGCUGGUGGCUUUGCACCUAUGCACCGCAGUGUUGUGGGUGCUCACCUGCUUGAACGGUUUAAACGCAGUGAAAAUAGUGAAGUUGGUAGUGCCAGAGAUAAUCCAAUAUGGUGUCCAGGACUCCGUGAUAUUAGACUGUGAUUACACGUACGGUAACAACACGUCAGGGUUAAUGGUGAAAUGGUUUUUCAAAAACAAAGCGCGACCUGUGUAUCAGUGGAUAGUGCCGAAAAAACCUCAGGAUAUGGGUAUCCUGAGGGGUCGUGUGGACUUGAACUAUAGGGCAUCUAAUGACCCCCUGAAGAUGUACAGGGCGUUAAGGAUUGUGAAGCCAGAUACAGAAAUAUCUGGGGACUAUACCUGUGUGGUGUCUACUUUCAUGGACGAGGACUCCAAAACGAAACAGAUGACUGUUUUCGUGCCAGAACAGAACUUCCGGCUGAUACAGAACAAGACGGACGACGACACCGUCAACGUCAUCUGCGCGGCGGACGGCGCGUUUCCGGCGCCCAACCUCACGCUCGCCACGCCGGAGAGGCGGCUGGAAGGCGUGUCCCACAGUCAGAAGCUGGUCAACGGCAGGUACUCAGCAGUGGCCAUGAUCACGCUGAGAGAUGCGGACCUGCCCUCUCCAGCAGAGUUCAUCUGUAUGCUGAGGAUACCGCAGGCCAACUACGUAGUGAGGAAGGAGGCUAUCUAUUAUCCGGAAUAA
This is a messenger RNA of Ostrinia nubilalis (European corn borer), 896 nucleotides long. RefSeq lists its product as uncharacterized. The coding region runs from base 162 to 896 and encodes 244 amino acids. NCBI's taxonomy places the organism in Eukaryota, Metazoa, Arthropoda, Insecta, Lepidoptera, Crambidae. The record is from RefSeq and is a predicted model, not a curated record. The transcript has 5 exons.